AUGUUGCAAGUAUCUGAGCGUCAUGAUCAAGUUCUUUUGAACAAUAAUGUCAGACCUAUUGGGACAAAGAAAAUUCCCGAGGCUAACUAUGGCAAGGUGAAGGAUGGAAAGAACCCUAAAGUAAAGGGGAUUGGACGUGCUGACCCUUACACACGUGGGGGCAAUACCCCACGUGGAAAAGGAUAUGGAGGCUGUAGUAUGGGCCGUGGAAUGGGCCGUGGACGUCCUCCCAAUGUAUGGCGCAGAGAUGGUGGUGCAGAUUCUAGUGGCCAUGGUGGCACUGGACCUAGUGGUCACAAAGUGCAAAAGGCACCGAAAAACCCCCAAGCAAAAAGGGAAAGAGUUGGCAAUGAACCUUGCUAUAGGUGUGGAGAUACUGCUCAUUGGUAUAAGAACUGCCAAGCAAGUAACAGAGUCGCAGCCAAUUACAAGAGGUAUAGAGAGUCUAGAGAACAAGAGGCUCACUAUAUAGAGGAAGAAGGUCUUGAACCUAAUGUCAACCUCACAAUCUCGGACUUUAAUGGCAAGAUGGACCAUGCCAAGUCAAACGAUACUCCAGAUUUUGAUUAA
Argentina anserina (silverweed cinquefoil) is the source of this 570-nucleotide messenger RNA. RefSeq lists its product as uncharacterized. Bases 1 to 570 code for a protein of 189 amino acids. The record is from RefSeq and is a predicted model, not a curated record. Lineage: Eukaryota; Viridiplantae; Streptophyta; Magnoliopsida; Rosales; Rosaceae. Gene Ontology annotation, molecular function: zinc ion binding; nucleic acid binding. The transcript has a single exon.